AAGUCAUAAUACAUUGCCAUAAAUGUCAAAAUUAUUAUGUUGUAACUUUUGUGACCUAAUCGUAUGAUUUUCAAUAAAAAUGAGUCCAAAGUUCAAGUUAAAAUUUUUAAUACCAUGCCAAAAAUAAAACCGCAGACAGCAACCAGUGUUUCGACGUCUCUAUAAACAUGGUCCUCUCUCCGCGAAUAUUACUGUCGAAUCUUGCGCGUGAGAAAUGUAAAGCGUGUUUACGGGACCAACCUCAAUUAUUUAUUCAAAGUGGAGCAAUCUCAGAACCCAAGGCUGCAGUUUUACUGCCGUUAUGUGUGGUUAAUGAAGAGGUACAUAUUUUGUACACUCUACGGUCAUCCGCUUUAAAAACUCACAGUGGUCAGGUAUCAUUUCCUGGUGGAAAAAUUGAUAAUGGGGAGGACAUAAUUGACACUGCGCUAAGAGAGACAAAGGAAGAGAUUGGUAUAACUCGUGAUGCGAUCGACGUAUGGUGUACAAUGUCUGCAGUUCAGGGGCGCGACAAGAAUAUGUUGAUAAAACCUGUUGUGGGAGUCAUAAAAGAUUUCGAAAAGCGUGUGUUGGUGCCGAAUUCACAUGAAGUGGAAGAAGUGUUCACUGUUUCUAUAUCAACAUUGUGUGAUCCACAUAACCAUGCACAUUUGUUGUAUGAUAACUAUGCUUUACCCAUAUUUUUAGCUGGUAAACAUAAGAUAUGGGGUAUUACAGGGUUAAUUACCCACUUGUUCCUACAGUGUUUUAUACCCAGUGACAGUUAUUCAGUUGACUUUAUGAGGAAAAAGUUUGAUAUGAAUGAACUAUUGCCUUCCAAGUUAUAGUAUUUUACUUCACAUAUAAAUAAAUAUUAUAUACAAUAGUUAAAGGUUAAUAAACAAUAAUUAAAUUGUUGUAAUGGGAUUUAUGAAAACAAUGAAAUAUAAAUAAAUAACAAUGUUUUAAUUAACUUUUUGUAUACUGACUGAAUGUGUAUAACAUACCAAUAUAUAUUGGUGGUGGUUUCUUGAUAAGCUAAUUGUUCAUAACUGUGAUAUGUAUCAUAUUAUUUAUAAACAUUUCUUUUAAUAAAUUUAUUUUAUAAAAACCAAAGUAAAUUUGUUAUUAGUUUUUCAAAGUAGGUGGUAACAAUUUACAAUCAACUCUAGAAAUCAUUGGUAGUGAAAAUAUGUUAAUAUAAUUAAUUCUGCAGUCAUAUGUACAUAUGUUCCUGUAUCUUAUCAUAUCAGAAGCACAUAUAGGUUGAUAUUCCGAUGUGCAAGUACAGUACU
Messenger RNA from Zerene cesonia (dogface butterfly), 1274 nucleotides. Its product is annotated as nucleoside diphosphate-linked moiety X motif 8-like. The record is from RefSeq and is a predicted model, not a curated record. NCBI's taxonomy places the organism in Eukaryota, Metazoa, Arthropoda, Insecta, Lepidoptera, Pieridae. The coding region runs from base 168 to 827 and encodes 219 amino acids. Gene Ontology annotation, molecular function: coenzyme A diphosphatase activity. The transcript has a single exon.